AUGACUGCUCUAGCUGUUGAAUUCUGUGAACAGCGAGCAUAUUCUCGCAUUGCUGCGCUAGCAAAAGAAAAACCACGCGGGCAAGAAGAAAGGGGAGGAGCCUUUGACAUCAUCGGUUUUGCUAGCGCACGACAAACUUAUGGACAAAAAAUUCAUAGUUCUAAAUAUUCUACUGUAGCUCUUUUGACUGAAACUAAAAAUGUACCUUUAUCAGCAUUCACUUUAGAACUGGAACAUGCAUUACAGCCUAUUGCAAGAACAUUGAGAUUAACAAGUGAUUUCAUAAUAAGAACAUUUGGAGAUACAGCAUUGGAUAGACACUUAUCAUGUGUAAAACUUUUGUUUUCUUUCCAGAAAGAACUGUCUUAUAAGAAAUUGUUAAAAACUAAAAGAAGUGUACAUUGUGAUUUUUCUAGAUUAGCACGAUUCUUAACUGGAACUUCUUAUGGUUUAGUAUUAGGAGGAGGAGGAGCAAGAGGAAUUGCUCAUAUUGGACUAAUUAAAGCAAUCUUAGAAGCUGAUAUUCCCAUAGAUAUGGUAGGUGGAGUUAGUAUGGGAGCAUUUAUAGGAGGAUUAUGGUGUCAAGAGACUGAUAUUACAUCUGUUAUACAAAAAGCAGAAGAAUGGGCAAAAAAAACAUCAUCUUGGCAAAGUUAUUUAUAUGAUAUUACUUUUCCAAGAACAGCUAUGUUUACAGGAUGUUGCUUCAAUGAAAAUUUAAAAAAAAUCUUUAAUAAUACUCAAAUAGAAGAUUUAUGGCUUCCAUAUUUUACUGUGUCAACAGACAUUACAAAUAGUUCAAUGAGAGUUCAUGAAAUUGGUAAAUACAAGAAAAUUGUGCAUGAGGUUGCUGUCGAGGAUGAAGAUGAAAUGGAAGAGUUAUAUAAUGCCAUGUUCAAAUCAGGAGAUUCUAGUGAUGAAAUAGACGAAGAGACUGACGAUCGAGAUUUUGUCAUGACUUUGGGAUGUUAUGCUGCAAUAUCAAGAAGACAGGAAAAUAAAAGAUUAUUUGCAAGAAGAUUUCAGGGGGACAUAAUGUAUAAGCGAAUGGAAGCUCAGAAUAUUUUGGCUAUUGAUGUUGGAAGUCAAAAUGAAACUGACUUCACCAAUUAUGGAGAUUCAUUAGGAAUUUUUAAAAUGCUGCCAUUAUCAUGGACAUCUAUAAAGAUUCCAAAUGUUUUUGAAAUCCAGUCCAGAUUAGCUUAUAUAUGCUGUCAAAGACAACUGGAACAUUUAAAGAAUAGUAAUUAUUGCACUUAUCUCAGACCUCCAAUAGAUUCAUAUGAUACAUUAGAUUUUGAGAAAUUUGAUGAAAUUUUUGCAUCGAAAGACAUUCGUCAUGACAUAAUCAUUGAUUUAACUCAAAUGAUAUUAAAAGUUCAACUGUCAAAACAACCUUCUGAUCGUAAGUAAACUAUGGUUAAUUCUGAAAUAUCUGAUGAUAAAUAUACACAGUCAGUUACCAAAAUUUAUUCCAAAUUUCUCUAAACCAAAGUUGAAAUCAGUUAUUCUGUAACUUUUGUUUUUUAGUAAACAUUAAAUAACAUGUUUCCUGUGGUAUAUUCCAGGUAAAAGUAUUGUUUUUUUGCCAUACAGACUAGUAACUUAUGCAAAUAUCUCCUUUGUAUUCAUUUUUUAGCUGGAAUAUAUGAAAGAUUACACAUCUAUUUCAUAGCAACCAAUUGUGUCCUGUAAACAAAAUGUUUUUCUUCCUCACCAAAGGAAAUAAAUAGAUUAGAAUGAUUUAGUUAUCAAGAAUGUCCUAAAUGGAAUGGAGAUUGGCUGGAAUUAUUCACUCAUAUGUCAACAGAACAUUUUUAAUAUUCAAUAGAAUUCCAACACAGUUUCAUCAAUACAUUUUAAAACAAUAGAUUACAAGUAUUUAUAAAGAAUUUUCUAUGUACUAGGUACUUGAA
This is a messenger RNA of Centruroides sculpturatus (bark scorpion), 1916 nucleotides long. Its product is annotated as patatin-like phospholipase domain-containing protein 7. The record is from RefSeq and is a predicted model, not a curated record. Gene Ontology annotation, biological process: phosphatidylcholine metabolic process. Gene Ontology annotation, cellular component: endoplasmic reticulum. The coding region runs from base 1 to 1413 and encodes 470 amino acids. NCBI's taxonomy places the organism in Eukaryota, Metazoa, Arthropoda, Arachnida, Scorpiones, Buthidae. Gene Ontology annotation, molecular function: phosphatidylcholine lysophospholipase A1 activity. The transcript has 11 exons.